This is a messenger RNA of Brassica napus (rape), 1090 nucleotides long. RefSeq names its product histone H1.2. Gene Ontology annotation, cellular component: nucleus; nucleosome. The record is from RefSeq and is a predicted model, not a curated record. The transcript is spliced from 2 exons. Lineage: Eukaryota; Viridiplantae; Streptophyta; Magnoliopsida; Brassicales; Brassicaceae. Bases 63 to 881 code for a protein of 272 amino acids. Gene Ontology annotation, molecular function: double-stranded DNA binding; structural constituent of chromatin; nucleosomal DNA binding. Gene Ontology annotation, biological process: chromosome condensation; nucleosome assembly; negative regulation of DNA recombination.
CGAAGCUCUCGUCUUCAUCAUCCAAUCGCAUAAACUUCUUCAAGUAGAGAGAUAGAAAAAAAAUGUCUGCAGAGGAAGAAACCGUUCCAACCAACGUCGAAGAGACGGUGACGGCGCCGGCGAGUGAGAAGAAACCGGCGGCGAAGGGAGGUAAAGCGAAGAAGACGAAGGAAGUUAAAUCAGCAGCAGCUCCCAAGAAGAAGCCUGCAGCUAAGUCUCCGAGGAAGAGAGCUUCUUCAUCUCACCCUACCUACGAAGAGAUGAUUAAGGAUGCGAUCACGACGUUGAAGGAGAGAACCGGAUCUAGCCAAUACGCGAUUCAGAAGUUCAUCGAGGAGAAGCAGAAGUCGCUUCCCCCUACGUUCAGGAAGCUUCUCCUCGUCAAUCUCAAGAGACUCGUCGCUUCCGGGAAGCUAGUCAAAGUCAAAGGCUCCUUCAAGCUCCCCUCUGCUAAAUCAUCCGCCGUUUCUGCUGCUCCUAAACCGGCUCCGGUUAAGAAGGCAACCGUAUCUACUAAACCGAAGGCUAAAGUUGCUAAACCGGCAGCUAAAGGAACCAAGAAGACCAAAGCUGUAGCUGUGAAGCCAAAGGCUAAAGUCGCUGCUAAACCUAAACCAAAGACGAAGACAAAGACGGUGGCGGCUGUUUCAAAGACCAAAGCUGUUGCGGCUAAGCCUAAGGCUAAAGAGAGACCUGCUAAAGCGGCGAGGACUUCGAGUAGAACGUCUCCAGGGAAGAAGGCGGCUGCUCCUGCUAAGAAAGCGGCGGCGGCUGUAACUAAGAAGGCCAAGGCCACGGCUAAGGCGAAGGCUCCGGCUGCUAAGAGCGUGAAGGCUAAGUCUCCGGCGAAAAGGGCUUCGACGAGGAAGGUUAAGAAGUGAAGAAGAAGGGGUUUAGGGUAGUGAAUGAGGGGGGAGAUUGAAUACAUGGUUGUGAUGGUGGUUAGCUUCUUUAGGGUAGUCUUGUAUAAUUUGAAUCAUCCUUGAAGAAGCUUUUUUUUUUUUUACUUUUUCGUUGUUUCUGGUUUCUUCUUGAAACCCUUUGUUUUGUAAUUGUUGGUUUGUUUUAAUGAAGCUUCUUACAUGGUUAA